AUGAACAUGGAGUUCGGCAACCCAAGAAUCGCUAGGAAGCGUGAGAUCCGAACACGAGCCCCGACAGCCUGUCAGACCUGUCGGCUGCGCAAGACUCGAUGUGACAAUACCAGGCCGACCUGUAGCUACUGCGCCGUGCAGGGGAUGGAGUGCAACUAUCCCGAAACAUCACCACAGCAGAACCAAGUUGGGUUUGAACCUGGGAACCCGUCGAACAAUGAGGUACUCCAACGACUGAAUCAUAUCGCCGGUUUGCUGGAGAAUUUCAAAUCCGAAGGCUCCACCAGCUCUACUCGUUCACUCAAAGAAGGAUUUUUUGAGUUGGCCAUGCAGAACCCUAGCCCCGUAGCUGAUUCAUUGGGGAGCAAUCCACCCAGCGCCAGCACUGCUAGUAUCGAUGACCGGGGAACCGAUAAUGAUCCCCGAAUCCUUUACAUGGCUAGCUCCGGGGAGAACAUGCUCCGAUGGCCUAUUUUCAACAAGGUGAUCACCGAAGCCGAGAAACAUAUCCGAUCCUUCCUACUCGACUCGCUGGAUAACGAGCCCCGCAGUAUGCAGGCACCCCGGCAGGUUGGGAUCGGAAGCUUUGUCGAUGAGAUCCCUAGACUUUGUAGGAAGUAUUUCCUACUAUGCCACCGGAGAAACCCGAUAGUCGAUCUAGACAGUCUAGACCGCUAUGCCAAGGAGGUCACUGUCCAGGGUCUUGGAUGGGAUGGUCCCUCGUGUCAAGUGUUGUUAGCGUGUGCCUUAGCUUCGUGCACAUCAUCAAAGUUUGUUCCCCUAGCGGAGGACAUGCCAGCGAAUCUCGAUGGACUCCAAGCACCACCCUUGUCAGACGCCAAUCUCGAUUUGGCAGAGACAUACUUCCACGCUGCAAAGCAGAGAUUUGGCUUCUUGCACACCACUCCAACAGAUAUUCAAUGCUUCCUUCUUGCCGGAAGCUACCACAGACAUGCCAUACGACCUUUGCAGGCUUGGUUCUGUUACCAGCAGGCAUCUUGCAGAUUAGAAGUUCGUUUGCGAUCGCUGUGUAGAGAGCAGUGGACCGCUGAUGACAACUACCAUAACCUGGAGUCGAGAUUAUAUUGGUCCUGUAUCCAAGCGGAACAUGAGAUGCAGAGCGAGCUCCCUCUCUGGAGCAGUGGUCUUGAAAGCCUGGGCUAUUCAGAUCCAUUCCCUAAAUUCUCUCGCAGAUCUCCUUCUUCAUAUGACCAAAUGGAUGAAGACCAAGAUUUCGCAGUCAAGCCAGGGUUUGAAUUGGAUGGCACCGAAGAAGAGAAAGGGUGGAAAUUCUACAUCGGGUCUAUCUGUAACCGCCGGACCACUAAUGACAUAGUGUCUGACAUGUGGCGUCAAGGGGAGCAAGGCUGGACCAAAGAUAUCCCCGAUCUCCUAAGAAAAACAAUGGACGCGGAGCGUGUUGUAACAUCAUGGUACGAAAUCUCGCUAGCGGGGAUCCAAUCCCAAAAAGACAACCCAGACCUGAGGUUCUUCUUCCGCGGGCGAUACCACAUGGCACUGGAGAGGAUCUACCGACCAGCGUUCUACCUCGCGAUGCACUUUCAAGGGAUGCCAACGUUCAUCAGGAAGAACAACCCAAUGUGGGCCGAAGUGUUUCACCUAGCCCAAAAAGCCAUUGACAACUGCGUCACACUGAUACCAAGCUACUGGUAUCAGUUCCGACACGAGUGGAUCUGGAACGUGGUUCGCGCUAGCUUCGCCUGUGCUGUGCACAUCCUUGGGGCUGUCUUAUAUCAGCUUGAGGCAUGUCGGGACCCUAGUACGUGGCAGGUGCGUUUACCGACGAAUUGGACUGCUUUGGUGAGGCUGUCGAUUCGCACGCUGAAGCAUUGGUCGGCGGAGUCUACUGAUCUAGAGGUUAUGGCGUCGACUCUUGAGAGGAUGUAUCAGGGCACUUGUCGGUUGGCUAAUGUGCGUCCGGAUCUUCAUCUGAUUUGA
This is a messenger RNA of Penicillium samsonianum, 1959 nucleotides long. Its product is annotated as Zn(II)2Cys6 transcription factor. Gene Ontology annotation, biological process: regulation of DNA-templated transcription. The record is from RefSeq and is a predicted model, not a curated record. The coding region runs from base 1 to 1959 and encodes 652 amino acids. The transcript has 5 exons. Gene Ontology annotation, molecular function: zinc ion binding; DNA-binding transcription factor activity, RNA polymerase II-specific. Lineage: Eukaryota; Fungi; Ascomycota; Eurotiomycetes; Eurotiales; Aspergillaceae.